Messenger RNA from Strongylus vulgaris, 1531 nucleotides. Lineage: Eukaryota; Metazoa; Nematoda; Chromadorea; Rhabditida; Strongylidae. The record is from the annotation of a GenBank genome assembly.
GAAAUGAGUCUCUUGUGGACAAUGUCUUGUCCAUCUCGUUGAACUUUGGUGGGCGUCUCGUCUCCAUGGGAUACUUCAUCCGUCAACGAUCUACACAUUACUAUGCCAUUAUGCACAAGUACACAGGUCCCGUUUUCAUUAAGCCGGGACCAAUGACAUACAGUGAACUACUGAAAGCAAUAAAGGAUAAUAGAAGACGAGAUCUCGUCUUAACUCAAGUCUGCGGGCAAGAAGAAAAACCAGGCUUGGUGACUUUUUCAACUUACUGGGAACGGGUUCCCGAUGUCGAAUCAGAGUACCUUCUUUCUCACACUUCUUCCCAGCCUCCUCCUACUCCACCUUCUUUCCCUCUUCCACAUAUUAUUUGUUUAUCUAUAGAUCAAAGGCCAUACGCACAAUUUUGUCAGGGUAUGGAGAAGGAUGUGUUAUGCACAGCCAUUUGGGAGCAGCAACCGGAUCGCAAAAGUUUCGUCCUUAUUGAAGACAAUCUUGAUAAUAUGUAUCAAAAUUUCAAAAGGAAUGCCGAGAUAAUACCCCGGCAAAUAUCACACUUCAUUGAUAAAAGAGGUACUGUUAUGUACGUCGUAUUGUGGAGUGAUAUGCAUUCAAAUCGCUAUCCCGAUGUGGAUCCUCUCUGGGAGGAGAGGACGAUACCAGUGCGAUUUCUUCAAGGAACUCCCGAACUCCUCAAAGAGUCACAAAUGGAAUUUUUAAUAGAACGAGUGGAACACUUUAUGCGUGAACUCGAUAUUCCUGGGUUGUCGAUUGCUAUUGCGAAGAGAGAACAGCUAAAAGUUGGAUCUGUUUCAAAGCCGAUCACAGCAGCAGCGAUUAUGCACCUUGUUGAUCAGGGAAAAAUUGCUCUUGAAGACAAACUUUUUGGUGCUAAGUCGAUUUUUGGUUUUGGCUACGCUGACGUGCGAAAACAAGAGAUUGUAACACCAAAUCACCAGUUUAGGUAUCUUUUAGGCACUUCUGCUUAUAAAUGUGAAGGAAAUAAUGAAGUUUUUAGAGUUGGAUCUGUUUCAAAGCCCAUCACAGCAGCAGCGAUUAUGCACCUUGUUGAUCAGGGAAAAAUUGCUCUUGAUGACAAAAUCUUUGGUGCAAAGUCGAUUUUUGGAACCAAAUUUACGAAACGAAAAUCUUACAAAAAGUAUGUUACUGACGUUACUGUAAGGCACUUGCUUGAGCAUUCUGCAGGUAUUACACUCAUAAUAUAUGAAAGGUCAGCUGGUGGCUGGGAUAACUUGCAAUCCGAUCCAGCUUGGAUUCAACAAAAUCUAAACACAGAGCAGUUAAUCGACUACGAAGACUACGUGAAAACAUUCGUCUUUGCUGCAGCGGGGGUCCAUGACAUACAAGUAGCAAGGCCAACAAUCAGUCAAAAAGCACCGAGAGAAGUACUAUAUUACAUGAGUGGGAACAGACUUGGUUUUGAUCCGUACGAGAUGUUGUCCGCGGAUCGUAUAGGACCUUGGGGUGGUUGGAUAGCAAGCCCUAUUCAAAUGCUUUUAUUCAUGGUUAGUUAAUA